Pseudocercospora fijiensis CIRAD86 is the source of this 1482-nucleotide messenger RNA. RefSeq lists its product as uncharacterized. Bases 1 to 1482 code for a protein of 493 amino acids. Gene Ontology annotation, cellular component: cytoplasm; mitochondrion. The transcript has a single exon. Gene Ontology annotation, biological process: protein quality control for misfolded or incompletely synthesized proteins. Gene Ontology annotation, molecular function: ATP binding; ATP hydrolysis activity. The record is from RefSeq and is a predicted model, not a curated record. NCBI's taxonomy places the organism in Eukaryota, Fungi, Ascomycota, Dothideomycetes, Mycosphaerellales, Mycosphaerellaceae.
AUGGCCAGUGUGUCCGAGGUCAAGCAGAGUUCGCAUGGGCCGAUUGCAGAAUACGAUCGCAGAGUGGAAUCGGGGCGGCUCCGGGACGACGAGCACCAGAGGACUAUCAUCCAGGCUCUGCAAGAUCUCCACGAUGCCUUGAGCACCUACCGUCGUCCGAAAGUCGUCAAGCCGACCAUCGCUUCGUUGACGCCGACGAAGAAAUCGUUCCUCGGAUCACUGCUGGGCAAGAGCAGGAGCAGGAGCAGGAGCAGGAGCGAGAGCGAUGGAGGCGUGCGAGACAUGAAGCCACGGCGUGAGUUGCCGAAAGGCGUGUACAUGUAUGGAGACGUGGGCAGCGGCAAGACGAUGAUGAUGGAUCUCUUCUACGACACCCUCCCCAGCAACAUCACGCACAAGACACGCAUCCACUUCCACAACUUCAUGCAGGACGUGCACAAGCAGCUGCAUCACAUGAAGAUGCAGCACGGCAACGACAUGGACUGCAUCCCCUUCGUGGCGGCCGACAUAGCGGCGCAGGCGUGCGUGUUGUGCUUCGAUGAAUUCCAGUGUACAGAUGUGGCCGAUGCCAUGAUCCUGCGCCGCCUGAUCGAGAGCCUGAUGGCGCAUGGCACCGUGCUGGUCACCACGUCGAACCGCCAUCCGAAAGAGCUGUACAAGAAUGGCAUCCAGCGCGAAUCCUUCCUCCCGUGCAUCGCCCUGCUCCAGGAGCAGCUGCGCGUGCUGAAUCUGGAUUCCACCACCGACUAUCGCAAAAUCCCGCGUCCGCCGUCCGGCGUCUACCACCAUCCCCUGGACCCGGCUGCGAAGCGACACGCCGAAAAUUGGUUCAAGUUCCUCGGUGAUUUCGCCCACGAUCCGCCCCAUCCUGAUGUGCAGCACGUGUGGGGUCGAGACAUCACCGUGCCAAAGGCCUCGGGCAAAGCUUGCUGCUUCACAUUCAACGAGCUCAUCGGCUCUGCCACCGGUGCUGCCGACUAUCUCGAGCUGGUGCGGCAUUACGAUGCCUUUGUGGUGACGGAUGUGCCUGGCAUGAACUAUCGAUCUCGAGAUCUCGCCCGCCGCUUCAUCACCUUCCUCGAUGCCGUCUACGAAUCGCGUGCGAAGUUGGUCUUGACCACUGCCGUCCCCCUCACCCAAUUGUUCAUGUCGCGAAACGAGAUUGACGACGUGAUCGAGGAGGCAUCUACAUCUACCGACGCUGCCAAGGCGGCGAAAAAGACAAAGCAAGGCAGCGACGUGGACGACGCGAUGCGCAUGAUGAUGGAUGAUCUCGGCAUGAACAUGGACUCCUUGAAGAAGAGCAGCUAUUUUACCGGUGAUGAGGAGGCCUUUGCCUUUGCUCGCGCCUUGUCUCGCUUGACUGAGAUGGGCAGUCAAGAGUGGAUCGAGCGAGGUCUUGGUCUGGAGGCGCUCGGUGGAAAGCAGGAUGCCGACACAUACAAAAAGGUGCGAGGCCAGUGGCGCCAGGACAGCUACUAA